AUAUUCAUCAGAACUAUACCCGUCCAUCCCAUAACACAUACGAUGUCAGUAGAAGUAAGAAAAAGACCAAGGGAUGAUUCCACUCCUAUUCGUUCUAAGUUAGAACCACCCAAGUCAACCAAUCCAAUUGAUGAAACCACCCAACUUUCACAACCAUUCAAGAAGAUCACCACAUCACUCUAUGUUUCAUUAGCACCCAUGUAUAUAACCGACCCCAUCACCGGAAUAAAAUCACAACACUUGGACCAGUUGCUCAUGACUUAUUUCCCCAAGGCACAAGGUGUUGUUAUUGGAUACUCCAACAUAAAGUUGGAAGAAGACGAUGGAGUAGCCAAGAUUGAAGGUAGUUCUCCAUUCACAUUCUUAUGGAUUACCGUUGAUUUCCUUGUCUGGAGUCCACAAGUGGGAGAUGUACUUGAGGGAGAUAUCUACAUGAGCACAGCAUCUCACUUGGGGUUGUUGAUUGGUGAUACUUUUAACUGUUCUGUUAGAAAACACGGAAUUCCUCGAGAUUGGAGAUUUGUUCCUAUUCAACAAGACGAAGUUGAAGAAGAAGGUGAAAGUAAAGGACGUGUAAAGAGUUUCGGAUACUGGGUUGAUGAAAAUGAAGUCAAAGUUGAAGGAAAAUUGAAGUUUACUGUCAAGGCAUUGCAUACUACCGGUAGAGUUGUUUCUAUUGAAGGUACUUUAAUUCAACCUGGUCAAGAAAUAAGUGCUCAACCAGUUAAAUCUGCCGAAAAGUCAGGUAAACAUAUGAAAUUCGAUGAAGAAGAUGUCACCACUGUUGAUAUCGCUGUUGACGAAGAGGAUGAACAAUUACCAGGAUAUAUAAUUAACAGUGACGACGAGCAAGAUGAAGAUGCAGCAGUAGUGGUGAAUCAUGAAGAAGAAGAUUCUGAAGCAGUAGAGUCAGAUUAGUCAAUGUGUAUUCUAUAAAUUAAACUAUUAUUUACAAGAUUUUAUCUCAU
Messenger RNA from Spathaspora passalidarum NRRL Y-27907, 968 nucleotides. Its product is annotated as DNA-directed RNA polymerase I subunit. The transcript has a single exon. Gene Ontology annotation, cellular component: RNA polymerase I complex. NCBI's taxonomy places the organism in Eukaryota, Fungi, Ascomycota, Pichiomycetes, Serinales, Debaryomycetaceae. Gene Ontology annotation, biological process: DNA-templated transcription; DNA-templated transcription initiation. The record is from RefSeq and is a predicted model, not a curated record. The coding region runs from base 43 to 918 and encodes 291 amino acids.